AUGUCAGCCAACAAAGUUUUAUAUUCGUUUUUCUGGGCCCAAAAAGGAAUAAUUCUCAAGGAACCUACACCACCAGGUACAACAAUCACGAAGACAUAUUAUGCUAAUAUUUUGGUGAAUGAAUUUCAUCCAGCAAUUAAAAAGCAACGGCGAGGUUUAAUUUCAACACGUGUUAUUCUUCAAUAUGGCAAUGCACCACUACAGACAUCACAUCUUGUUUUUUCUACUAUUUAUAAUUUAAAAUAUGAAUUGCUUCGUCAUCCACGGGAAGGUACUACAAUGAUCAAAGUUCAUUGGCGUCAUCAAUAUUCCAGUGUCUGA
Messenger RNA from Rotaria sp. Silwood2, 321 nucleotides. Lineage: Eukaryota; Metazoa; Rotifera; Eurotatoria; Philodinida; Philodinidae. The record is from the annotation of a GenBank genome assembly.